AGAAUACACACAGGAGAGAAGCCUUACCACUGCUCCCAAUGUGGAAAGUGUUUCAACCAUUCAGGGAAGCUGGAACAGCAUGAGAGAAUACACACAGGAGAGAAGCCUUACCGCUGCUCCCAAUGUGGAAAGUGUUUCAACCGGUCGGGGAAUCUGAAACAACAUGAGAGAAUACACACAGGAGAGAAGCCUUACCACUGCUCCCAGUGUGGAAAGUGUUUCAACCAAUCGGGGAAGCUGAAACGGCACGAGAGAAUACACACAGGAGAGAAGCCUUACCACUGCACCCAAUGUGGAAGGUGUUUCAACCACUCGGGGGCGCUGAAACAGCAUGAGAGAAUACACACAGGAGAGAAGCCUUACCACUGCUCCCAGUGUGGAAAGUGUUUCAACCAUUCAGGGAAGCUGAAACAGCAUGAGAGAAUACACACAGGAGAGAAGCCUUACCACUGCUCCCAAUGUGGAAAGUGUUUCAGCCAUUCAGGGAAGCUGGAACGGCAUGAGAGAAUACACACGGGAGAGAAGCCUUACCACUGCUCCCAGUGUGGAAAGUGUUUCAACCAUUCGGGGAUGCUGAAAGAACAUGAGAGAAUACACACAGGAGAGAAGCCUUACCACUGCUCCCAGUGUGGAAAGUGUUUCAACCAUUCAGGGAAGCUGAAACAGCACGAGAGAAUACACACAGGAGAGAAGCCUUACCACUGCUCCCAAUGUGGGAAGUGUUUCAACCAGAGAGUACACCUGAAACAACAUGAGAGAAUACACACAGGAGAGAAGCCUUACCACUGCUCCCAAUGUGGAAAGUGUUUCAACCAUUCAGGGAAGCUGGAACAGCAUGAGAGAAUACACACAGGAGAGACGCCUUACCGCUGCUCCCAAUGUGGGAAGUGUUUCAACCGGUCGGGGAAUCUGAAACAACAUGAGAGAAUACACACACAAAAAAAAGCUCUGUAAUGGAAAAUGUUAAUUGUUUGUGUGUCCACAUAACUGAGUAUGUGA
This is a messenger RNA of Oncorhynchus kisutch (coho salmon), 999 nucleotides long. Its product is annotated as zinc finger protein 135-like. Gene Ontology annotation, cellular component: nucleus. The transcript has a single exon. Gene Ontology annotation, molecular function: RNA polymerase II cis-regulatory region sequence-specific DNA binding; DNA-binding transcription factor activity, RNA polymerase II-specific. The record is from RefSeq and is a predicted model, not a curated record. NCBI's taxonomy places the organism in Eukaryota, Metazoa, Chordata, Actinopteri, Salmoniformes, Salmonidae. The annotation marks the transcript as partial. Gene Ontology annotation, biological process: regulation of transcription by RNA polymerase II.